GCAGCAGAGUAGCAGUAGCUCGGUGUUUCGUCGCGGAGAGGACGACUCAGAGGAUAUUCGUGGACUCCAUGAAACUAAGCAGCUGGAGGAUAAUCAAAGAGUCUGCUCUGGAUUCCUGCUGGGCCUGAAAAUACUAAUUUCUCCAGUCAUAUUGUCUGUCUCGAACAAAGUGAGAGCAAUUGAAUCUGUAUUUGGAUCUGGGUCUGUGUGUUAAACAUGGGAGACCAGCAAUCAGUCCGGCCCCUCCUGCCGCCAUUACUGCUGCUCCUGACUCUCCUGGCCAGGCUGUCUCAGCUCUGGGCCUUCCCCUUCAGCCCGUCCCUGGACCUGGAUGUCACUCCAAGGACCACCGUCUUUUCCAAAGGUCUGUUAGGCAGCGCUAGAUUCACCAGCUCUUCCCAGAACUACAGCACGCUCCUGCUGGAGGAAGAGACUGGGCUGCUGUACGUGGGAGGCAGAGGAGCUCUGCACGCGCUCAACACCUCCAACAUCUCCUCCCCUUCAAACCUCACGAUCGAUUGGAAUGCUUCCCCUGAACAGAAGAAACAGUGUCUAAACAAAGGCAGAGACAAUAAGACAGAGUGCUACAAUCAUAUCCGCUUCCUGCAGAGAUUCAAUGAGACUCACCUGUACGUCUGUGGAACAAACGCCUUCAGACCUCUUUGUGCUUACAUAGAUGCAGAGCGGUUCAACUUCACCUCUGGCUUUGACGAGGGCAGAGAAAGGUGUCCCUAUGACCCAACAAAGGGAUACACUGGCCUCCUCGUAGACGGUGAGAUGUUCACAGCCUCUCAGUAUGAGUUUCGAAGCUCUCCAGAUGUGCGCAGAAACUUCCCCUUCCCUACGCUCAGGACUGAGGAGGCCCCCACUCGGUGGCUUCUGGAGGCAGAUUUUGUGGGCUCUGUGCUGCUGAAGGAGAGUAUUAACAGCUCUAUCGGUGACGACGACAAGAUUUACUUCUUCUUCACCGAGAGAAGCCAGGAGCAGAUUGCCUACCCGAGCCAGACCAAGGUGUCCAGGGUCGCCCGAGUCUGCAAGAAUGACUGGGGAGGCCAGAGGACCCUGCAGAGGAAGUGGACCUCUUUCCUUAAGGCCAGAAUGGUGUGUUCAGUCCCAGAAUAUGAGCUGCACCUCAACGUCCUGCGCAGUGUGUUUGUCCUGCAGGGUCGGGACGCACAAAGCAGCAUCUUCUAUGGUGUCUUCGGCCUGGAAUGGAAGAAUAUCAAAGCCUCUGCUAUCUGCCAGUACGCCUUCUCAGAUGUGCAGAAGGCUUUCGAUGGGCCGUACAUGGAGGUGCAGGACUCAAAGUGGAGGGAGUUCACGGGGAAAGUUCCAGAGCCAAGACCUGGAUCUUGUAUAACAGAUGCUCACAGGUCACAGGGCAUUAACUCGUCUCGGGACCUGCCAGACAAUGUCCUCACUUUUGCCAGAAGGCACCCACUCAUGGCCAGCCAGGUGCACCCAAUAGGGGUUCGCCCACUCAUGUUCAAGAGGAGUGUCAACUAUGUCAAGAUAGUCGUGCACAAGGAGCCAGCGCUGUAUGGCAACAUUUAUACCGUUCUGUUUUUGGGAACUGAUGACGGCUGGCUGCACAGAGCUGUAGACAUUGGUGGAGACAUGCACAUCAUAGAGGAGCUUCAGCUGUUUGACAAACCCCAGCCCAUAGAGAGCAUGGUCAUAUCCUCUGCUCUGAGGAGUAUUUAUGUUGGCUCCUACUCCGGUGUCGUGCAGGUACCAAUGUCCGCCUGUGAGAGAUACACUUCCUGUUACGACUGUGUGUUCGCCAGAGAUCCCUUCUGUGGCUGGGACGGGAAUGCGUGUGUGGAAAUAUCCUCACAUGCACAGAGGUCGAACCUAACCCAGGAUAUUUCAAAGGGGAUCAGAGGGUGCAAGGAGAAUUCAGGAAAUGUGGUCCAUCGGAGGCGUUCUGUGAUGUCUGGUGACGACGUGCUUCUCCAGUGUGAAUUGCGUUCCAACCUGGCAACUCCACGCUGGAUGCUGAAUGGCAAAGAGCUCCAGGGAUAUGGCCUGAAUUCGGGCUACCGCAUCGGCACAGAUGGCCUCCUCAUAAUCGGUGCUCGUUCCCUGCAGAGCGGGUCUUAUCGCUGCUUUGCUGUCGAGAACUCCGUCUCAGUCCUGGUUUAUCUCUAUACAGUCAAGGUACACACGGACUCGUACUUCCCUGUGGAGCCUGAAUCCACAACUUACCCCACCACAGUUUCCAGCCCGACUGUUUUCUCCACCAGCAGCCACGAGCAGCCUCUGCCCUCACCUCCCGCCCCACUGCCUCCGGGGGCCGAGUUCCAGACCUAUAGACACAUGGAGGCCGUGUACAUCUCCCUGGUGGCGGUUCUCGGAGGGCUCUGCUUGGUGUUGACUGUGGUGCUGCUUUAUGUGAGCUUCUGCACCAGACGGACCCGUCGGGACCGCAAGUUCUCCCAGCAGGAGAUGCACGUCCUGGGGGCCUCUGAGAGAAAGAGGAGCUCACAUCUGGAACUUAAAACCAUCACGGGCCACUGUAACGGCCGCCAGGGUCGUCGCUCCAUCUCUAUGACAACCUUUGGAGACAUCGGUGACGGCUUCCUGCAGAUAGUUCCAGGGGAGGGCCAGUUCUCCCCAUGCAAAACGCCUCCCCCUGCCCCUCCUCUUCCCAUGCCACCUCCGCUGCCCAACAUUGACUACGCCAACGGGCUGUCAGCCACUCUGCCCAGUGUGCUGCGGAAGAUGAACGGGAACAGCUACGUGCUGCUGAGGCAGGCCGACCACGAGGGCAUGUCGCCACUCUACCACUCCUUCACAGAGGAGCUCAACAAGAUCCUGGAGCAGAGGAAACACACACAGCUGGACCUUCAGCCGGAUGAAAGUUCCAUAUAGGACGCCCCUCUCAGGCUCAGUCCCACAAUUAUUUAUUUUAUACCCCAACGGUGACCUGUAGUGGUGGGGAGAACUGACUGUCGUAUCAAAGGCUGCUGUUAUUUACCCAGUGUCAGAGUACCUCGCCUGAUCUAAAAUGUGCAGGCUCCCUUGUCUCCCAUGACAAAUGGCCCAGGAUUUCACUUCAACAACGGACUACACUAACCAGACAUUAAUAAUCCAAAAAGUGGAGUUGUGAAGAUUUUGGUCAAAGACUGUGCUGUUGCAGAAGUGCUAGGAGAAGGGAGCUUAAUGCUUCCUCUGCUGAGACUUUCUGGAGGCUUGUGAAAGAUCGGGGUCAUACAUGUGUGACGUAGAAGAUGCAAACUAGGACAUGAAAAUAAGUCAGGCCAAGAGGGGACCACAAAUAUAUGAGACUGUGUAAGUGUUCAGGAUUUUUCGUGCCAUGUAAUGUAAGCCUUCUAUGGAACUUAAAGUGAUACUCCACCAAAAAUCUACCUUUUGUGCAUUGUUAAAUCAUUCUACCUUUCACCUGAUGUGCUUUCCACCUCAGAGCCUUUCGUGAGCUAUGGACAGUUGUUGGAAGGUCACAGUGCUUGAAUGAGCAAAGAAUGCAACCUAUUUGGAUUCAUUAGCUGCUAUUGGCCACCUCCAGGUGUGUCUCAGCAGUGGAUAAUAAGGACACAUUCCCUUAUCUCCCCCAAACCCCUGUGUGUGACAUUUGAGCAUGUGAACUAAUACAACAAAUUGAAGGACUACUAAAAGUUUUAAAUGAGCUCAAUUAUAAGUAUAAAGUUGGUACAAUAAUGGUUUAGAAGAUUCAUGUCUAUUAAAAGAGAAAACACUUCCAAAUAGGAAUCCAUUGUGAGGAAUUAUCUAUAGUUAUUUUCAGGAUCGAUUUCCAAAUAAUUUUUGUCUAAUAAUGUCAGAAAGGUGUAUCAAAUGCACUUUACAUUUUCCCAGAGUCCAGUGUGCCUUCUUGAAAUUGCUGACAAACAUUCAUAAACCCCAAAAUAUCUUAUAAGAAAAUAUCCAACAGAGAAAAAUUAGCAAAUGCUCACAUUUGAGAACCUCUGUAUUUUUUGCCUCUAUUUUCUGCAUACUACAUAUGACAGUCACCCUUCAAGCCCCCAGGGGAAGCCUGUUUGAUACUCAUAAGAUAGAUUUGAUGAGGAGUAUCACUUUAAGAAGCUGUUACAGUUCACAAGGGCUCAGGUGGUGAGACAAAUCUUCCAUUUAAGUUAUUUAAAGCUAUUCUUUCUUCAUUUUCUUCUGCUCUCAUGUAGAUUGCUGCAACAGUUAGUAGCUCUUUCGUGUGUUAAUGGAAAUACCUGUAGCAAAGCUUCUGUUAGCAUCAAUGUAAGAAAAGAGACCCAGCUUGAGUGGUCUAUUAAGGGAGCAGUUUGUUUGUGGUCAGAUUGAUUGAAUUCACUUAAGACCACAGACUGGCUCCGGGGCCAUUGGGAAACCACAACACAAUGAAAACAAACAGCUGUAAAGGAAAUGUGCUACUUUAUAUUUAUAUAGCUCCUCUCUGUCGUGGUCAGACGUUUGCCUUGUUUUUGGAUGAUCAUUCAUAACACCUUAAAGAUGUUGCUUUCUCUCGAGACGCUAAAAGUUUCAUGCCAUCCUUUUCUUUUCAGACACAGACAAAAUAUCUGGGAUCUUACAAAAUGAUGCUAAAAAGAGUAAAUUGGUUUUCAUCAACUUCUGAAAAUGGUCCCCUUUUGUGAAGAGCCUGCAAGGGGCCAUUUGUCAAUUCAGAGAAGACCUUCACACAAAGGCAUCCUCUGUGUUUACCUGACAUCAGAGCAAGGCCAAAACAGCAAGAACCGCAGACCGUACAGUAUUUACUUGGCAAGGUGAACUAUGAUUAAAUAGUAGGUAUAACUUAGACGGGCUGAAAUGAAUCUCUAAGUAGUUUGUAAACGCGUCACUGUCAGGGGUAAAUAAAGAUCUGUCUUUCCCGGCAAAGUGUUGAAUCAGCUCUCGUAGCGGUGGCUCAGCAGCAGCCCUCGACGGGGACUCUCAGCAAGCAUCUGUCAGAGCGGUGCUGACAGUAACAGCGGGGCUUGGCUCGCCUCCACGAGGAGAGGACAGGGGCUUUUUGUCUGUUUGCAUAGAGUGCUGUCCUCUCACAAGGUAGAAGCAGACAGAAAACAUUUGACCUGAGUGUCCUGGUUAGCCAUGCAGGAAACAGACGAUGAUACAAGGAGGCAGCAGCUAUUUUGCACCCGCAGGUUUUUACAGUAGUUGUCCUCUUGUCUGCCUUGUAAGCCAGUCUAUUUUGAGAAUAUGGUCCAGGGAUUGUGCACUUUAUGCAGACUGAUAAAUGUCCUUGCCCGGAUGGAGGGAAAUCUGUUUGACAUCAGUGUGAUUAAACAGUACUUUGUUUUGUUUGAGACAUGAAUAUUGUUGGGGAUAGAUCGGCCAAAGGUGUAUGAUUCAUGGCCUGUUCCACUUUAUGAAAGCAGGAUUUCUGGUCAUUCACCUUUAAACAUGGAUGACACAUCAUUUUGUUCACUGGUAGCAAAUUGAACAUUGAACCUGCUUCUAUUGAUUAGGUUUCCUAAUGAUUUUUUAUCUGGCUAUCUCAUUGUGACCUUAUGCGAAGUCUCUGUCUCAGUAGCUACAGUAUAUACUGUGUAGACUUGUUUCUUUAGGAGAUUCCGACUUUAUAAAAUGCUAGCGUUUUGCUUUUUCCAUACAAGAAGCUAGACAGAAAAUAGACAGAUAGUAAACCUUUUUUAGAGUACGCUUCAUCACUUGACUGCUGGAUAAAAUCAUUUCAUUGGAUGCCAACAAAAACUUAAGAUUAGGUGAAGGGGUCUUACUCCAAAUGUAUUCCUUUUCAACAUUGCUAAAAUGGCUAUACUCCUCCCCAUAUGGCUAUGUGCCAUGAGAAAAACUUUUUCCUUUUUCCAAGGCUCCCCACUUUCAGCGAUUGUGUUUGGUCUCAUGGAUCAAUCCAAACACGGGCAUUAUUUGGGGUGGAGCUGAAUAGAAAAUGUCUAAUGCAGUUGAUCUGCUGUUAUACAGUUCAGAUCCCUCUAAACAUAUAUCAUAUGUAUUGGACUACUUCUCAUAUAUUUGGCUAUAAAUACAACUUAAGAAACAGUGAAACAUUGUCAGUUCAACUAUAAAUCCAAAGUUGCUCAGAUCUCAGCCAUGAAGAUCCCCUUAGAAGUGUUUCUCUGUAUGAUUUCUCACCUGUGUGUCCUACUCAGCCUUGCAGAAAAUUGAUGACGAUACACAUUUGCACUUUGCAUGUUUUGAACCUUUUAUCAGCCUUUUAAACCAUUUCACUUGUUUUUUCAUCCUCAUCCUCAUUCCUCCCCUCUCUCCCUCUCUCCUGCCUCUUUCCCGUCUCAUCAGCUCUCAUGACAGAAUCAUCUAUUACUCUCUCUGCUCACAUUCACACUCUCUCAAGGACCCUGCUGAGUUUACAAAUGCCAUAGUGGCCCCCAAUCCAUUAGAACAAGUUUUUAUAUAGCCCUAGAGUUGGUGUUUGUGAAACAAAUUGGUUUUCUGCAUUAGUUUAACAUGCUACUUGCCAUUUAAGGCUGAAUCAGACAGAGUUAAUAUGAAUCUGUGUCUCACAAUUAUAAUGUGCUGCAUGGAUCAGAGAGGUUGGAUAUUUUCUGAUCCAUGUGAAGAAAUGUUCUUGUUGGGUUACGUUUAAUUGCAAGUUCAAAAUGUGUAAAAUGAUUGCGGUUUCUACCGAGUUCAACAUGUCACUAUACGGUACUAACACAUUUAUUAUAUAAAGACUUCCAUUAUCCAGUUCCCCUAUGACAGAGCUGUUGACAAUCCUUCACAUGUUGAGAGCUUUGUCUGAAUCUGCGACCUUUGCUGCUGCUUCAUUCUCAUUUAAGGACAAUCUGUUUACAAAGUACACUGUCUCUGCCCUGUAUUCUAUAUGGACUUUAAAUAUGGCUAACAUAUCACCUUACAUUCACCUUGUUUGUACACACGAAUCCAGAGUGAAGCAAAUACAUCUGCAUCAAUAUGCAAGAUGCAGUAUAUUUUACGUAGAUUCUUUUUUAGGUGUCGGCCAAAGACAGUAGUUAGAGUUCAUUAUGCACUGUUAGUACUUUUUUAAAAGUCAUAUGAUAUACUCUUUUAAACUGUGACACUUUGACGGGAGAGGAUGAGGGCCAGGUGUGAACAUUUUUGGGAGAUCUGACCAAAAGUGAUUUUCUUUUCUGAGAUUAAAGUCAGAUUUCUGUGUUUUUCUCAGAAUUCUGACUUCAAUCUCAGAACAACGUUUUUACUGUUGGUCAGAUCUUAGAAACCAAGUGGCCCUAAUCCUCUUCCAUACACUCUCCAUCAUGUGGUUUCUGUAUGAUUUUUAAUGUAGAUAAUACCCUUAUCUAUGUGCUCAGAAUAUAACCGGCUUCCUGUAAGAUUUAACCACCUAAGCUGUUGCAGACUUUUUAUGUUGUGUCUCAUGUCUUAUUUAUUGAAGCUCAUUAAAUUUCAACUUGCCUCUGUGCAGAUUAAAUAACACUUAUGUUCAGCUUGGGGGGAAACAAAAACGUCAGUGUCAAGAGCCUUGAGGGGAAGACAGGAAGUGACUUGCAAAACAUGCUCAAACUGAAUCCAACUCUCCAGACGCCACAACACUCGGUUGUUUUUAGCUUGUGGCAAGCGACAAGGCCACUGGGAAUUCCACUGGGAAUGGAGCCCACAUGAUCCCUGAGUAAUUUACAUAUAUGACUCUGACAGAGCAGAGGUAUAACAUAAGCUCAGAGGGGGGGAUAAAAUGACCAUAUUUAAGAGCAAGGCAGUAACUUAGCAACAGCAUCUUUAUUUAGAGUCUUAAAUGUCCUAGCGUGGGUCUAGCUUUGCCAGUUCCUAUUGGGGAGCGCGGGGUGAGGAGAGUACAGUGGCCCUGAUAUCUGUAAUUGGUCGCAUAGAUAAAUUAAAUGGCAGGAAAUUAGCAUUCUCACACAAUCAUUCUUUUAUUCCUUUUCAGGCUAAAACAUUUUAAUUUCACCUAAAUUUGGUGAUAUAAGUAAACAGAUCAGCCAAAUGUCACCACCUUUAUUUGCAUACACACUUUAUACGCAUUAUGUAUCACAUCAGGAACUGCAGUCGUUUUUUGGCUGAGAGUAAUUCAGAGGGGGAGGGCAUCCACAUCCUUAUCAAAUAUUCACCUCAAGUAUAGAUACUUGGGAAAAAAAUGAGUGAAAUCAGCACAAGUAUCCCGCUGCAGAGCUCUGCUCCACUGUCUCUCACUGAUCACCAUCAUCUGCAGUCGUUUCACACUCAUAUUCUACAUGCAUUCUCUCAGAUAUACCCAAACCAUUUCCUAGUGGCCAGAACUAUGUAUGCCAGCAGAACAGUAUCCAUCAAUCAACAGGAACAAGCAAUCCGUCCUGCUGGCACCUUUCAUGCCUAUUUGUAUUCAUCUGAAGACCGGUUGUAUGGGCGUAUUUCGUUGAGAACUACGUUGCGGUUAUUUGUUAAGGAAUGAAAGGGACAGCCGGCGUGAGUUUCACCGUAAAAGAUUAUGAAUUUAGGGUGAGAACUGCAAAGAAAGCAGUGAGGAUAUUUCCCUGGACUCUGGUUUCAGACUGAGGGUCAAAAGAGGCACUGCAGCACUGGCAGUAUGAGAAAAAAUAAAGAACUUCUUGAACAUUAAAGCUAGUAAACGUGUCACAGUAGACUCAACUAUGAACCUAAAAAUGAGCAUUUAGGGGCCCCUUCAAAACAUUUCCCUCAAGUUAUCACACAACUUUCUGUAAUGUUAAUUUAGGGAUUGGUAGAUCAUCAAGGAAACAGCCAAACCUUAUCAGUAUUUAAAACUGUAAAAACAUGUACAUUCCCUUGUGUCAUGGAAAUAAAGAAAGGUCUUCCUCUUA
This is a messenger RNA of Eleginops maclovinus (Patagonian blennie), 8741 nucleotides long. RefSeq names its product sema domain, immunoglobulin domain (Ig), transmembrane domain (TM) and short cytoplasmic domain, (semaphorin) 4Gb (gene sema4gb). Lineage: Eukaryota; Metazoa; Chordata; Actinopteri; Perciformes; Eleginopidae. Gene Ontology annotation, biological process: negative chemotaxis; semaphorin-plexin signaling pathway; negative regulation of axon extension involved in axon guidance. Gene Ontology annotation, cellular component: plasma membrane. The record is from RefSeq and is a predicted model, not a curated record. Gene Ontology annotation, molecular function: semaphorin receptor binding; chemorepellent activity.